AAACUACAGUCUUAUAUAUAUUUGUGUUUUGAAAUUUGUAGGUCCACAGGAAGCUGAGAAAAAACAUACAGAAUCAAAAAAAAAAUUUACUGCUCUUGAGACAGAACAAAAAGAGGAUAUAAAAAGACUCAAGAUAGAAGAUUCUCCUCAACAAAAACAGUUAGAAUAUGAAAAGGCUAAAUCAGGUUGUCGUACUCAAUUGAUAGAACAUUAUCGCAGUGACGUACUUAAAGUAUCAGCAAUACCUUUACAACCAGAUGAGGAAAAUUAUAAUUUCAGUGACGUUUAUAUUAGACCCACUAUAACAAGCAAGAUAGAAAAGAAUAGAGGGGAGUCUGAGGAAAAAGAAAUAGAGUCUGAGGAAAAAGAAAUAGAGUCCAUGUCAGAGAUUUUCACAAAGAACGGGGAUCCACAGAAAUUUAUUUAUGUUGUUGGAGAUGCAGGGUCUAGUAAGAGUAGUUUCUGUAAAUAUUUGAUCAACUGUUGGUGUAUGGCACACAGUGAUGGACACAAUGAAAAUGAUGAGUUUGAAGGAGUCAAGGAAAUGAAGGAAUUUGAUUUCAUGUUUUAUAUUUCUCUUAGACAUAACAUAAAUAUCCGAAGUAUCCAGGAAAUGCUUGAAAUGCGAUAUGAUAAGAUAAAAAAUUUAAGUAAACUUCUGGAAAAUGAUUCUGAAAAGAUAAUUAUUUUGCUUGAUGGUUUAGAUGAAUGGUCUUUUGACAGUGAGACUAGGAAUGAGUUCCAGGCAGGCCUUCCGGAACGUGACUUUACAAAGAAAUACACCAUUGUUACUACAUCACGGCCAUGGAAAAUUCACAGUUUGAGAGUAAGUAAAAGAGAGAUUCAUCAAUUAUUGAAAUUAAAAGGGUUUGAUAAAACACAUGAAAAAGAAAUGAUUAAGAAAACAAUAACAGCAUUGAACGAAUCAUUAGAUCCUAAUGUGUGUGAACAAAAGCUUAAGGUACAGUCUCUGGUUGGCCUGAAACAGGUACCAAUUAUGCUGCAGCAAUUGAUUUGUCUAUGGUGUGAUGGUAAACUCGAUAAAACCUCAAGGUGUGCUAUUUAUACUGGUAUGUUAGAACUUUAUUUCACCUGGAAUAUCAAUAAAACUUUAGGAAAUAAUACAGAAUGUAUGGAAAGUUCUCAGAAUGUUAAACUCCCUCAGUAUUUAACAGAUGUAGAGAUAUGUAGAUUAAAUAGUCAUCUUAUAUAUGGUGUGUCACGCUUGGCUUAUGAGACAUUGUUCAAUUAUCCUAAGGAUAAGUCCUUAACAUUUGACAAAUCUGUGUUUGAUGAUUUAAAAAUAUCACAAGAUGUGCGACAAACAUGUCUGAAACUGGGGAUUUUGACAGAAGAUAAAUGUCCUUCUUUUUCUGUAUCCAAACCUAAAAGCUCAUUGUUCUCUUUCAUUCACAAAUCAAUGCAAGAAUUUCUGGCUGCAGUGAAUAUUGGUAUAAAUUUCAAUGCAAAAAUGUGUUCAUCAGAUAGUACAGGAAAUGUUGAAUUAGUCAAAAAGUUUAUUUGUGAGGUUUUUCGGAAUUGUUCAACAGUAAAUGACAUAUUAGAGCAGUCAAAUGUCAUCAUUAUGCUAUAUGGUCUAGGAUCUAGAUUAGCAACUCAUGUUUCAAAAUACAUAUAUGAUACUGUGUGAGAAGACUCUCG
Molecule: messenger RNA, 1662 nt
Organism: Ruditapes philippinarum (Manila clam)
Lineage: Eukaryota; Metazoa; Mollusca; Bivalvia; Venerida; Veneridae
Exons: 3
Source: RefSeq, a predicted model, not a curated record